This is a messenger RNA of Klebsormidium nitens, 5023 nucleotides long. The record is from the annotation of a GenBank genome assembly. Lineage: Eukaryota; Viridiplantae; Streptophyta; Klebsormidiophyceae; Klebsormidiales; Klebsormidiaceae.
CUGGACAUUACCUGGCAUCUCAGGGCCAGCUCCGACUUGCGCUUCCAGCUCGCGCAUUCCAAGUCUAAGCGACUCAGCACUUGAUCAGAGAGUGACCACUGACCGAGCUCAGAAUCCUGUAGGAUUGCCAUGAUUCGCUGGCUGAUUACCCAAGAAGGAUGGAGACAGCUUCAGCUGGAGGACAGCUCGUCUAGCUACACAACAAAGCAACGACUCCAAUCGCCCUCAUCCAACCACUCUUCCUUCAAACAGCCGUGCAGGGGAUGAAAAUCUGCUUUCUUAACAGUCCUUUCAACAGCAGCUACGACAGGGGCUCACUAGCUCUUCUCAUGAUCCAGCGUGUCACCGUAGUUCUCUUCUAGCUUGCUUCAUCUGUCUGUCUUCUUGGUACUCUUUGCCCUGCUGAUUCCAGCUGACUCUUUCCAGGGGGGGCCAUGGCGGUGUGCCCGUACCCCCUGGUGCACGGGAAGUGCCCCCCGGAGCCAGACACGUUCUUUGCCUUUGGCUAUUCGGGGGUGUACACGUUUGCAGCAGUUAUUGGGACCUUGACGUCCUAUGCCAUCUAUGUCUGGAUCAAGCGGGUCAAGAGCCGGAAGGGGAAGAUGAGCGGUGUCCACGCGGGGGGGUUCAGAUUUGCAGCCGCCCAGGGAAAUGUCCCCGCUAUGAUCUACAUCAAGAACAACGCGCCCCACUUCGAUGUCAACACUGCAUUGCAUGGUUGGACUGCCCUCCACGCUGCUGCAAUCCAGGGCCACGCCCACGUCAUCACGUGGCUCGUCAACAACGGCGCUGACAUCAACGUCAUCAAAACGGACGACUGGAACGAUUCGUUGCUGCACUAUGCCGCCGCAAACGGACACCAAGAGUGCGUCGAAACGCUGCUUUCCGUAGGGGCGGAUCCGACUGCGACCAAUUUCGAGGGGGCGACCCCCGCGGAUCUCGCCAGAAAGGGGGGUUACGGUGACCUGGCAAAGAUACUGAUCGAAGCGGCGUCGGACUGGAUUCGGCGCGAGUCGUUCCGCAUGACCGCACUACAACUGAAGGAGGACGCAGAGAUGCACAACGACGGUCUGGGCAGCUCCUUCCGGCGCGAGGUGGCGCAGCUCGACCGGAUCCUGAACGAGGCCGCUGGGCCACCCCCAGAAGGCGAAAACAACGACCGCCUGAGCACUAUCGACGAGAGCGGCAGCAGUUUUGGCACGGGGCCGCACAGCGAAAACAGCGGCCCGCACAGCGGCCCGAUUAGCGGUUCAUCCGUUUCGGGGGGGUCGUCCCCCGACUCGCGGCCGCUCUCGGCGGCGUCCCCCCCGAACGAGCUGGAGAUGGCGAGCCUGGCGCGGGAGUACAACCUGAAGCCCGCCAGCCAGGUGCAGCUAACCGUCGCGGUUAAAACGCACCCGGAGCCCAAACCCGAGGAGGUUAAGAAGGCGGACACCCCGAAAGACGUGGACAAGGACGUUCCGGAGGACUCGUGGAUCAUCGCGAACCGGAAAGAGCCAGAGGGGUGGUCUUCCAUGCGGAAGGAACACACACCGGAAGACGAGAGGACCUUCAAAGAGUAUAUUAACCGCGGGUGGGAGGGGUUGGGAACUGAGGGAACACAACUGCGCAGCGGUUGGCCGCUGUUCCGCGCAUCGGCGAUCGUGUGCCAGUCGCUGGGGGUGAUCUACAUUGUGUGGCGCGCGAUCCGCACGUUCAACAUCGAGUCGCUGUGGCUCAGCGUGCCGUUCUACAUGGCCGAGCUGGUGUCGUUUAUCCCGUCUUUCAUCUUUUGCCUCGAGGUCUGGUGCCCCGCAUACCGCCCCCCCCGCAAUCUCUCCCAGAUGGACGGACUCACCGAGGCCGACUACCCGUCGGUUGACAUCAUCAUCGUCUGUUACUCGGAGCCCGUAGACAUCGUGGAAGCCACCGCUUGCGCUGCGCUCAAUCUGGACUACCCCGCCGAUAAGCUGACGGUGUAUAUCUGCGACGACGGCAAGAAGGACGAGAUGCGCGCCAUGGCGCACAGACUGGAGUUCCAGCGCCGCUACCUCAAGCGCCAGGCGCCGCUGAUCUACGUCAGCAGAACCAAGGUCAAGGGGAUCUCCCACCACGCCAAGGCCGGAAACAUCAACAACCUGCUCCUCAAGGGGGGAGCACGUGGCGACUUCGUGGUCGUUUUUGACUGCGACAUGAUUCCCAAGCGGGAGUUCCUCCUACGAACAAUCCCGCACUUCUUUCGGACUAAGCCUGGCGGGGGCUGGGAGCAGAAGAACCGGGCCGGCUUCUUGCAGACUCCACAGGACUUCUACAACUUGGAAGCCAACGACCCGUUCGGCAACCGCGCCCGCUUCUUCUACGGCCCCAUGAUGCAGGGCCGCGACGGCGUGGGCAGCUGCCCCUGCGUCGGCACAGGCGUCAUCUUCCGGCGCGAGGCGCUCAUCUCGAUGGGCGGCCAGGCGUACGGCAGCAUCACGGAGGACUACAACUCGGCGAUGGGCCUGCUGGGCGGCGGCUUCUCCAGCAUGUUCCUCAACGAGCUGCUCAUCUUCGGCAUCGCGCCCGAUGACGUCAUGACCGUGCUCACGCAACGUCAGCGGUGGGCGAUGGGCAGCCUGCAGAUCCUCUGCCUGGACAACCCGCUGCUCAACGGGGGGCUCACCAUACCGCAGAGUCUCCUCUUCUUCCAGUCGUGCAUACAAUACACUCUGGCGCUGCCGACUCUGCUGAUGGCCCUUGUGCCCAUCCUGUUUCUGUUCUCGGGCAUCUCGCCAAUCCACGCCAAAGUGCACGAGUUCCUCGUCUUCUUCAUCGGCUACUACCUCGCCAACCGGAUCAUGCUCUUCCUCGCUCACAGGGGGGUGCCCAACGCGGGCAUGGAGAUGUGGCGCGGGUCGCAGCAGUGGGUGUGGCUGGUGCCCAACAACCUGGUGUCCUGCUGGAAGGCGUUCUCCACCGAGCUCGCCAUCUUCAAGUUCUUCAAGCUCGGCAAGCUCGGUUUCACCGUGACCAACAAAGACGGUAAUGACGACUGGAGGGAGGCCUUGAAAGUGACGUGGCCCUUUUUCACUUACUACAUCGGGAUGACGGCAGGGAUCAUCUAUACCAUCGUGUUUGUCGGCAUCGGGAGCUACGGCAUCGAGGCUGCAGCUUCCCGAGUUGUGGCUUUCGCCUGGGGGAUCCUCGUCUGCAUGUACAUCUGGCCGCCCAUCGAAGGAUCCCCGCCGAUCUCCAAUAUAAGCUGGUUGCAUGGGGCCAAGCACACGGGCGGCGCCGUCAAGUGGGAAAACGACACGUCACUGGCCUCGCCCGGCUCUCACGCCUCUCCUAAAACCCCCGGACCGGCGCGGCGGCUGUCUUUCCAGCGCCUGAAGUCCUUCGGGCGAAUGCCGUCCAUCAAGAAGCAAAAUGUCGAGGAUUUGGAAGCGCCCCAGAUUGCAGAGGCGAUCGCGAUCGUGCCGUCGACUCCCGGCCGCAACGGCCUCCUGAUGACACGUCAGCAAGUAAUCCCGAUCGAGGAGCGUGAGCUCAGCCUCCUGUACCAGAUGGUCCGCAAAAACGAGACCGGGGGACAACCGGUCGUGUCUCCGGCCUCAAACGCCCCCGCAAUGUCCCCGGUUGAGCUCCCCCGGUCAGCAAUUCCCGAGGAAGAGGAGCUGGAAACGGUAGCGGUAAAGAGCCCGGUUGUUACCCCGCGCGGGAGCCCCACCGAGAGUGACACGUCAUCGGAGCGGUCGAGCAAGAUGGAGCAGUUCAAGAAGAUGCAGGGCAUUAGCCUCAUGUCACUGGACGGCGCAGCAGACGUGGCGAUCGACAUCGCCGACCAAAGCCCUGAGAACCCCAUCGAGGACCCGCGCGCCGCGCACGCGCGCAACCCGCUCGGCGCGCUCCUCACCGGCCGCCGCGUGGGGCCGGCCGCGCUCAACGCCCCGGCCGCGGCAAAAAAGUCGCCCAUCUCUAGGGCACUGGACGCGCUCGCGCUCCCGACCCCACGCGCACCCGGGCCUACUGCGCGCGCGGAGCCCGCGACGCCCGUCAUGCCGUCGCCAAAGGUCGCGACGCCCCCAGUCGCGAUCGAAGAGUAUUACUCGCUCGUGACGCCGCGGCUCCGCGCGCGCACCUCGCCCCAGCUGCGCGCGCGCAUCUCGCCGCAACUGCGCCCGCGUUCGGGCGCGAGCACGCCGAGGAGCGCGCGCGCGUCGCCGCGCGUGAACAACCUGGAGGAGGUCGUCCUGGCGUCGCCGCUGCUCCUCGGCGCGGGCCGGAAGGAGAAGGACUGGCCGAGCGACAACGAGAGCGAGGGAUUUGAGGAGUUCAAGGAGAAGAUGACGACCCGGGCAACGUACAUCGACCACGCGAGCCUGCACGCGCGCCCGGUGUUUGAGCUCAAGGCCGCGAAAACCGCCGGGGGGGAGGGCAUGCGGCCCCACGUGACAUUCGUCGUGGUGAACACGCUGCUUCUGGCCGGUUUCAUUGCUGGGGGGGUGGUUUACGUGUUCAAACUGUCGCUCGACAGCAGCUGGCUGGGCAUUCAUUGACGUGUUGUACCGGCUGGAUGGUCACGGGUUGCUGCCGUUCGCUAAAUAAAAGGCGCCUGAUGACGUGAUAAAAGGCGGAAGAGAUAGACAGGCGUUGCCACGUAAGGAUAAAGAACGGAUGAAGCAAAGAAGGUGGUGCUUGGGACUCACUAAUAACUUGGUUUCCGUCAGCGAAAGCUGGAAACUUUACCAUAAACUUCGUUAAGCACUAGCAAAUUUAUCUGAGUUGAGUCGAUCAAGUAAGUGAUUCGAGGUGCAGACUGACGUCCCCUUAUCACUGCGGGCGUUGCAUCCGCAAAAUAAACCCGUCAACUACUAGACAUCUGAUCAUUUGAGGCUAUUUAGUUGAACCACGUAGCUUCUGAUCAAAGUUGAAACCAAGAUUGUGAAGGUGAAUAUAUAUUCUAGGUCCAGUUUCCAUUUCCGUCAACACGGCGUACGUCUCAAUCAGAACCAGAUUGGUUGAAUCGUAAAGAAUUGGAUAGAAUCCAGGAUCGAGGAGCUGC